This is a messenger RNA of Ahaetulla prasina, 2806 nucleotides long. It is a transcript of the gene DCPS, whose product is annotated as decapping enzyme, scavenger. Gene Ontology annotation, biological process: deadenylation-dependent decapping of nuclear-transcribed mRNA. The coding region runs from base 230 to 1219 and encodes 329 amino acids. Gene Ontology annotation, molecular function: hydrolase activity; RNA 7-methylguanosine cap binding. Gene Ontology annotation, cellular component: P-body; nucleus. Lineage: Eukaryota; Metazoa; Chordata; Lepidosauria; Squamata; Colubridae. The transcript has 6 exons. The record is from RefSeq and is a predicted model, not a curated record.
CAAGAAGUCGUAGUCCAAAACUAUUGCGCGACUACUCUAAAUUUCCUGAGUCUAUAUUCAGUCUAAGAUUCGCGAGUGUACGCAGGCGCAAGAGUCCUUGGAGAGCUUCUCUAUUAACAGUUCCUAAGUAAUAGGGUCCUCCGGCCGGUAGAGGGAGUCGCCGACACGUCACUGGCGCGCACUUGGCGCUAAUCCAGAUGCGCCUGCGCGCCAGCUUUAUCCCACAGAGAUGGCCGAGUCUCCCGCUCUGAAGAGAAAACGUGAGGAGAAAGAGGGAGCGAACGGAUCCGCCGCGUCCCCAAAUGAAGGGCCGGCCUCCGGCAACUUCCCUUUGGCCGAUCUCUCUGUGAUGAAAGUGCUGAGGGAAUCUGCGCGGGAGAAGACGAUCUUCCUCCACGGGCGGGUGAAUAGUGCUUCUGGGGAUAAGACAGAUGCUGUUGUGAUCCUUGAGAAGAUCCCCUUCAAGGAAGAGAACAUCACUGAACUCCUAAAGAAGCACACUGGACUUCAGCUCCAGAUGUCCAAUGACAUCUAUAGCACUUACCAUCUCUUCCUUCCUCCAGAAUUAAAUGAGAUAAAAACUACGGUGGUGUACCCAGCAACUGAAAAACAUCUUCAAAAAUACCUGUCUCGGUCAGUGUAUCUCAUCCAGGAGACGGGAGAGGAUUAUAAGAACAUCACUCUGCCUUUUAUCGAAUCACAGAGUAUCAGCAUUCAGUGGGUAUACAACAUCCUGGAGAAGAAGGCUGAAGCUGAUCGAAUUGUCUAUGAAAAUCCAGAUCCCAUCAACGGUUUUCUUCUCAUUCCAGAUUUAAAAUGGAAUCAAAAACAGCUUGAGGAUUUAUACUUGAUCGCUGUCUGCCACCGCAGGGGAAUCAAGUCAGUGAGAGAUCUUACGGCUGAGCAUCUCCCUUUGCUGAGAAACAUCUUGAAAGAAGGAGGGGAGGCCAUACAAAAGCGUUUUGGCCUUGCAAAGGCCCAGCUGCGGGUUUAUGUGCAUUACCAGCCAUCCUAUUUCCACUUCCAUGUGCACUUCACGGCCCUGAGCUACGAUGCACCGGGAUGCUCUGUGGAACGGGCCCUCCUGCUUUCCGAUGUGAUGUAUCAUCUGGAGCUGGACUCACAGUACUAUCAGAAGUGCCCCUUGACUUUUCCUGUUCGAGCAGGUGAACCUCUGCUGAAGAAAUUCCAGGAAGCCGGUAAAGAUCUGAAGAUCUGAGCACGGUGAAGAAAGAACGGAAGAAAAUAUAUACAUAUACAUAAACAAGAAAUGAGGAUACCUUUAUAUGGCCUCUGUAAGAUAUUUUGUGUUUUUUUUUUAAAAAAAAGACUUAAUUUGUAUUUUUUUUUCCUAUUGGAGGAUUUUUUAAAAAAAAAAAUCAACAAAUAGCUGUAUUCAGGAGUUCCAGAUGUAUCUUCCUUCCCCUAGCUAGCCCCACUGUUUUUUGGGUGAGUUCCCAUUUACCCAAACCAGCAUAAAUAAUGGCCAAAGUUGAAUUUGAAAAUCAACAGAAUUUGGAAGGCUAGAGGCAUCACAUUCUUGUGCUAUGUGGACCAUGGAUUUGACAUUGCAGAUGUUUCAACAGAUGUCAGGUUGGUGUCCUUCAAUGGAUUUGGGAGUUCAACAGCCUUCAGCCUUCAGCUUCUGCGAGGGUGACAAAUUAUGGACAUUGUAUGUAAAAAAGAUGCAGAAAACAUCAUGAUGCAAGCAAUGGUAUAUGUGCUUCAUGUUUGUAUUUCCUCCUGCUAAAUCUUACAACACUCAUAUUAUAUUUGUCCUUCUUUUAAAGCAACAAUACUUGACAUUAACCUGGGUGCCUUCCCUGGGCUGGCUGCUCUUCAGAUUAUUUUGGACUAUAGUUGGUCACCUGACCACUGGCUACCAAGGACCAUGAAUGGAGAAAGAAGCUCAACAUCAGUGUUUCGCAACUUUAAGAUAUGUGGACUUCAACUCCCAGAAUUCCCCAUCCAUCAUUUUAGGUUGAGAAAUCCUGCUCUGCACACAACCUGGAAGAAAGCCACAUUUUAAAACAGUAAAAUGAAAAAUGGAUGGGGGUGCUGUAUAGACAUCAUAAAAAGCCCAAAUCAGUUCAGUCUAUGGAAAUUGGCUCUUCCCCCCCCACCCAUAGUGUAGCAACUAUGGCUGUUAAACAAUUCAUUUUCCAGCUUUUCAGUCAAUAGUAUCUAGACGCUGUAUUGGCUGGUCUAGUUUAGGGUUGGGGCAUAUUUUCUCCAGAUGUUAAAACUCCAACUUUACAUAGUCUUAGCCGGUAAAGGAAGAUCGCAGCUGCAGGCUAACAUCUGGAAGGCCACCCAUUGCCUAUUCCCCUAAGUCCUUAUGUGACUUUUUUGUUCCAAUAAAAGUGACCACACGUUUCCUUGUAAAGCAACUGCAUUGUUCCUCAGCAUUUUUUUAAAAAAUCCCAAAAUCCAUGGGUUUUAAUUUUAAUUAAAAUUACAUUACAUCUGAGCAGCUCUGCUAAUGUUAGAGUGACCUGGACCAAUCUUUAAAAGGGAGUUUUUGCUGUCAGGAGUGUAAAAGAAUGGAUUAAGAAAAAAGAAAGAAGGUAUAAAGAAAGAAUUAGUGUUUUAAUACCUUUUAUGCUUCUGCAGCCUUCAAUCCCCAAAGACCCUGGGUUUUUUUUCCUUUCUGUUGCUGUGACACUGACCUGUUCUUUAAUGAAUUCACUAUUAAAAUACAGAAGAAUGCAGAAUUCUAUUCCAUUUCUAUCGCUGUUAGUAUUUCUAUCAAGGUACGAUUUAUUCCCCCAAACUGUAAAUAUUUAGUGAUUUAGAUCAGGGGUCU